This is a messenger RNA of Symbiodinium necroappetens, 1037 nucleotides long. The record is from the annotation of a GenBank genome assembly. NCBI's taxonomy places the organism in Eukaryota, Dinophyceae, Suessiales, Symbiodiniaceae.
AUGGCCGGAGCCUAUGGCAAUCCAGGAAAUGGGCUUAUGCCCGAAGUUGUGUCUUUUGCCCAGAAAUACGGCUUGGCCGGGCCAGCACAGGAGGAGCUGCAGAAGCUCAUGCACGCUUCCGUUGCCCUGGCACAGCGCCGUGUGACGGUCUCUGUGCCAGCUACUGUGGCCAACUUGGGGCCUGGCUUGGAGACUGUUGGUUUAGCUGUUGAUGUUUGGGACGAGUUUACGCUGGAGUUCUCGGAUCACUUUAGUGUCGAGCUGCGGGGCACAGACAUCGCUGAGGUACCUCGCACGGAGGAGAACCUGGUGGUGCAAGGGGCUGCAGCCGCUUUCAAGGUUUCCGGCAGACAUCUACCAUCGCUGCGGUUCAUCUGUGAGCAUAGAAUACCCUUCAACAAGGGUCUUGGAGCUGCAAGCGCUUCCUUCGUUGGUGGUUUCCUGGCAGCAUCCGUGCUCUCCGCCGAGGAGUUGAGGCUGUCACCAAGAGCAGAGCAGCCAGAGCAGGAACAGGUGGUCAGGGCGCGAUCUGGUACUUUCCCCGAUGGGGUGCCUUGUGAGACUUCGAACGUCGACGCACUGCUUCAAGCGACAAUAGCACGCGGAUGGAAUCCCGGAAAUGUGUGUCCAGCAAUCUACGGGGCUCUCCAGAUUGGAAUCCCAACUGUCUCCGGAACGCGCUCGCAUCGCGUGCCAAUUCCGAACGGCCUCGUCUUGUGUCUCUUCGUUCCCGAUGCCAAGGAGGAAGGCCAGCGCUUGGAGGUGGAGAGCGUGGAAAGACGGAACGCGAUCUUCAACGUUGGAAGAUCAGCGCUACUCAUCAACUGCUUCGCAACUCAAGACUUCGGCAAAUUCCAGAAGGCUUCAGAGGACUUCCUUGCGACGCCGACUAUCCUCGAAAAGUUUCCGCAUAUCCGCCCCGUGUCUCAGGCUGCUUUGGCUGCUGGCGCCUCCGGUGCCUGUGCAUGUGGCUACGGCCCUUCAGUCAUGGCCUUGAUUCAGGGCCGCACUGGGGACGUACUCGCACAGUCCGCACG